GGGCUUAACAAUGUCUACCCUUCUGCUGGUCGUGGGUGUUAUCUUAGGAGUUGCUUACAUUUACCGUCAUGUGGUGGUGAAGGGAAAGCGGUGCACAAGUAAAACAAAGCUGCAUGGGAAAACUGUGAUUGUGACCAGCAGCAACACAGGCAUUGGGAAAACUACUGCCAUAGAUCUGGCCAAAAGAGGAGCCAGAGUGAUUCUGGCCUGUCGCAGUAAGCAGAGAGGAGAGGCUGCCCUUGAGGAAGUCAAGAAGGAGAGUGGCAGUAAUCAGGUGGUGUUCAUGCCGUUGGAUCUGGGGAGUCUCAAGUCUGUUCGUAGCUUUGCUGAAACCUUCCUGAAGUCUGAACCCAGACUGGACAUCCUCAUCAACAAUGCAGGUAUUUACCUACAGGGUCGAACAGAGGACGGACUGGGGAUGAUGUUUGGCAUCAACCACAUUGGUCACUUCCUAUUAACCAACCUGUUACUGGACCGGCUGAAGGAGUGUGAACCUAGCAGAGUGGUCAUCCUGUCGUCUAUGGCACAUAACUUUGGAAAAAUAGAUUUUGACUGCCUGAACACCCACAAAGCUCUGGGACUGGGGACCUCAUCAAUGGAGGUUUUGCAGGUCUACUCCGAUAGCAAGCUGUGCAACGUCCUCUUCAUCCAUGAGCUGGCCAAGAGACUGCAGGAAACCAAGGUCACCUGCUACAGCCUCCAUCCGGGAGCAAUCAACUCUGAGCUGGCAAGGAACGCAGGCUCCGUAUUCAAAAUGCUCCUGAAGCCUGUGACUGCGUUUUUCUUUAAAAACACUGUUCAGGGAGCCCAGACCACCCUGCACUGUGCUCUCCAGGAGGGGAUCGAACCUCUCAACGGACGUUACUUCUCUAACUGCACUGUGAAAGAAGUCUAUGCUAAAGCCAAGGAUGACGCUGCAGCAAAGAAGCUGUGGGAGCUCAGUGAGAGACUGUCUGGUCUUGCAUAAAAAGCCUUCCACGAAAUUUCUGAUAUUGGGUUGUUUUUGUUCUGUUAAAUAUAAAUUAUGGGAAGAUAUCCUCACACACACAUAACAUGAAAAAGUGGGCUUGCAGCCAAUAUUAGGCAAGAAAUGUAAGGUAAAGUUUUGCCACUCUGACUAUCUGGGAGUUGCCGUCACGCAAUCCAUAAAAAUCCAUGUCUGUGAUUGGUUGCAUAAUGUAUGCACAAGGUGUGUAAUCAAAGAUAAGGCAAUAAGUGAUUAUGUAACAGCUUGUUAAAAUGUAAUAAAUCCCCAGAUUUUAAUUAGAUUUAUUAGAGUUAUUGAUGGCCAAUAUAAAUAAAAACAUUACAACUUUUUUUUUUUUUUACAGUGCCUUAAAAAGCAUUUUAUUCUUUUAAGCGAGGGGUUUCUACAUGAACAUUCUAACUUAUUCUAUAACCACACCGGUUAUUUGACAUGAAAGGUUUCUGGUUUCACUGGUUUAGAGUUUGCUGAGGUGUGUUAGAGAAGGUGAUGACAGGUAUUACAUGUGAGACAAAUUAUUUUUGGGCAAUGAAUUCAUGUUCAGAUCAUAUCAAAGGUUUAUUUUCUGUGCCGUCAUUUUGGAUUUGAGUGGGUACGUUUGCUCAAAAGAUUUGUGCUUUGUCUCUUUAGUGGCACUUCACAUUGAUGCUUUUAAUUGUCACAGUCUCUGAACAUAUGAGACAUACUGGUUUUAAACUGCCCGUGUCAUGUUUUUUUGUUUCUUCCAUUUUAUUUUGACUUUCCCUGCCUCUUGUGUCCUGUGUUAACUUCACUGCCUGUCCUUGUCUGUUUCCCACUACUGUGAUUGUCUGCCCUGCCAUUGAUUGAACCCUGCUGUGUCUCAUCACCUGCACCCUCCCAGUGUACUGAACAAACAAUAACUCCGUGCAUGAAGGUAUGCUUCGUAAUUA
Molecule: messenger RNA, 1896 nt
Organism: Anarrhichthys ocellatus (wolf-eel)
Lineage: Eukaryota; Metazoa; Chordata; Actinopteri; Perciformes; Anarhichadidae
Gene: dhrs13b.1
Product: dehydrogenase/reductase (SDR family) member 13b.1
Exons: 5
Coding region: 11-967 (318 amino acids)
Source: RefSeq, a predicted model, not a curated record